Peromyscus eremicus (cactus mouse) is the source of this 2320-nucleotide messenger RNA. RefSeq names its product solute carrier family 9 member B1 (gene Slc9b1). The transcript is spliced from 13 exons. The coding region runs from base 751 to 2301 and encodes 516 amino acids. The record is from RefSeq and is a predicted model, not a curated record. Gene Ontology annotation, molecular function: antiporter activity. Gene Ontology annotation, biological process: proton transmembrane transport. Gene Ontology annotation, cellular component: membrane. Lineage: Eukaryota; Metazoa; Chordata; Mammalia; Rodentia; Cricetidae.
GCGGCUCCUGCGACGACGACGGUUGCUGGGUGCCUGGGCGGGUGAGACUUGCUAAAGGAAUUGUAGGUCUGCCCAGUUUUCUCCAUUCUCCUGCUCCAGGCCCUCGGAUACUGUUCCUGCUAUCACCUCCGGUUCAUUAGCUGAGGAAGGCCUCCUCCUUCCCUUCGCUUCCCUUCUCACGUGGCUCAUCGCACUGGAAGCCCCCUUCUGUCUUCUUCCUGAUUCAUUUCUUUCCUCUCUCAACGUGCGUCUCUGGUUUUUCUUUCUCUCAACAGCCCUUGAAAGUAAGACAAGAAGAAAUCUUCCUAUCAAGACUGACAGCAAAAUUAACCCCCUGGGCAGACGCUGUUUUGUACAAACGGUGAAUCCGGGGAGAUGAAGCUUCACGUGCCCCUGUGAUUACAGAUGUGUUCCAGAAUUAGUUUCUGAUUUCCAGAAGAAGCCUUUCGUUCCUUCCCCCACACCACCGACCGGGAUUCCUCUUGGACUUAUCACAGUGGACAAGCAAUUAACCAUCAAUGCUUUUGAAGGAUUAAGGACUGUAAUCGCACGCACAGUGUGUCAGGCACAGCAUUCAGGAGUCCUGACAGUGCUCUGUGGUGGCGCUGUUCUUGGAAUACUACCCUGUUAAGAUGCCUUAAAAGCUUGUCACUACUAGGUUGUAAGGUUCCCUGCAGGAACACAAGGUAUCUUAAAAUUGCAAACUCCUGAAAGAUCAGGAUCCCUUAAUCAUUUGGGAGAUCAGGAGGCAUGUUCAGAACAGAAUCAAACAACGAGGAUGAUUUCCAGCCAUCUACAACUACUCAACCGUCUACAGUUACUCAACUGACUACAAUUACUCAGGUUUCCAGUGAUCCUGCUUUUAGUUCAACAUAUGAGGACACUAAGGAAAGGAGACAACAGGUGAACAGCAGUACAAAUAGUUAUUGUCCUCCACAAGGAACAUUCAAUAAGAUAAUUACAGAUGGAGUUACACUCAUUUUAUUAUGGGUUCUACUCUGGGCCCUUAUGGGCCAAGAAGUUCUCCCUGGUGGAAAUUUGUUUGGACUUAUAGUUAUUUUUUACAGUGCCUUCCUUGGGGGGAAAAUUUUAGAAAUCAUUAGAAUACCUGUAGUGCCCCCACUUCCACCUCUUCUGGGCAUGUUACUGGCUGGUUUCACCAUCAGGAAUGUUCCAAUUAUUUAUAAAUUUGUCCAUAUUCCUACCACAUGGUCUUCAGCUUUAAGAAACACGGCCCUUACUAUUAUCCUAAUACGAGCUGGGCUUGGACUGGACCCGCAGGCUUUGAAGCAUCUGAAGGGAGUUUGUUUGAGGUUGUCAUUCGGUCCAUGCCUCAUAGAGGCGUGUUCAGCUGCUUUUUUCUCCCACUUCCUUAUGAAGUUUCCUUGGCAAUGGGGGUUCCUAUUAGGCUUUGUUCUAGGUGCUGUCUCUCCUGCUGUUGUGGUGCCCUCCAUGCUGUUGUUGCAAGAAAAUGGAUACGGUGUUGAGAAAGGCAUUCCAACCUUGCUGGUGGCCGCCAGCAGUAUGGACGAUGUUGUGGCCAUCACUGGAUUCAAUACAUUCUUGAGCAUGGUCUUUUCCUCAGGUAGUGUAGUCAGCAAUAUCCUAUCAUCCUUGCGGGAUGUAUUUAUUGGUGUGCUGGUAGGAAUUGUUAUGGGAAUUUUUAUUCAGCAUUUUCCAAGUGGAGAUCAGGAGAGACUUACACAGAGGCGAGCCUUCCUUGUUCUGAGUAUAUGUAUUUCUGCUGUCUUAGGCUGUCAGCACUUAGGCUUACAUGGAUCUGGAGGACUGGUCACACUAGUGUUGUCGUUCAUGGCAGCAAAAAAAUGGGCUAAAGAGAAGGUUGGAAUCCAAAAAAUUGUCGCAAAUAUGUGGAAUGUUUUUCAGCCACUUCUUUUUGGCUUAGUUGGAACAGAAGUAUCUGUUGAAGCUCUUGAAUCGAAAACUAUUGGCAUGUGUAUUGCUACUUUGGGUUUUGCAUUAUCGGCUCGAAUUAUAGCCACUUUUACAUUGAUGUCUUUUGCUGAAUUUCGUUUUAAGGAGAAAGUAUUUAUUGCUUUAUCAUGGAUCCCCAAAGCUACAGUCCAGGCUGUCUUAGGUCCUCUGGCUCUAGAGAAAGCCAGGGACAUGGCACCCCACUUGGAAGCAUAUUCGAAGGAUGUGAUGACAGUAGCCUUUCUAGCCAUCCUGAUCACAGCUCCAAAUGGAGCUCUCCUCAUCGGCAUACUGGGACCCAAAAUCCUUGAUCGUAGUGAUGUGACAGGCCCUAUAGAAAUGGAGCUAUCACAGUUUGAACAUUAAAAAGUUUGCCAUCACCCAC